UGUGAAGACACACUGCAAGACACAGGAACAAAAAUGGAAUUAGAGGACUUUUAUAAUAAUGCUAAAUGCAGAAAUGUUAAGAACACAGCUGGACCUCAAAGACACAAUUAUGAAGAACAAGCUCGAAACUGCCGAGGAAGUCGAUGUUUGGUGCAGAUCACUGUGUGUCUCGGGAUAAUAUGUCUACUUCUGAUUGCUGCCAUCAUACUGCAGCAUUUUCAGGUUACUUCUAAGCGAGGAUAUCUGUGGGGUCCAGAUGGCUUGUUCAUGUCCACUGAGUUGAAGAGCUGGUCUGACAGCAGACAGUACUGCAGGGAUCGUGGAGCUGAUCUGGUCAUUAUCAACACUGAAGAGAAGCAGAGACACAUAUCUUCAUUAGUCAAGGAAAGAGUGUGGAUUGGUUUGUCUGACUCAGAGAAUGAGGGCAUCAUGAAAUGGGUGGAUAAUUCACCACUGAAACAAGGGUUUUGGCUCACAGGUGAGCCAAGCAACUAUGGUGACAUUGAGGACUGUAUCGAACUGAAUUUUAAUAGAGAGAAGUCGGGAUGGUCACCACUGAGCAGCUGGAAUGAUGAUGUUUGCUCUGUGAAGAAAAAGGGGAUUUGUGAGAAAUAGGAUUAAUCCAGUCUUGGGGUUUUGCUUUUAUCAUCUAAUAUAAUAAUUCUUAUUGUAAACGCAAAAGUUCGGAUUGUGGUCACUGCCUUAAAAUAAUAAAAAUAAAUCAGCUGAUCUGAAAGUUGUUAAUUGAGGGACAAUGUAAAUAUGUCAUUAUUUUCUUAUUGCUGUAAUAAUAAUUGUUUCUUAUGGUGUGAAUUUGGGUGAUCUGGGACAAAAAAAAACAAAAACUUUGUGUUUUGCACCAUCACAAGCAGCUCUGUAUUAAUAUGAUAAUUCAUCACCGAAACAAGUGUAAGAGCUAAAACACUCACUGAAAACUUCUGAAGAUUUACCUGUUUAAAAGCUUUUUAUUCUUAAUUUUUAUGAUAAGAUAAUAUUUUUUUCUACAUUUCUUGAAUUCUAACUUUUGCUUCAGUACUGUUUUAGUGUAUUUUCCUGAAUUCUGCUACUGCAUGUGAUGUUAAUUAAUGAAAUGUUUGUGACACUCCUCAUUUAGUUGGUAAUAACUAUCAUUGUAAAAGUAAGGACUGUGUUGAAAUAAGACCUUCAGAUCCUGUUCUGGACAACUAAAAUGAUGCUCAUGCUCUGAGAAGAAAAAAUGGAUUAGUGAGAAAUAGAGUUCAUGCCUACUUGUCAUGCUUGUUCUUGUUUUAUGGAAUCAUUAUUAAGAAUCUAAAAGUGUCACUGUUUCUCCUUAUUAUUCUGAUUUUGAGUAUCCGUGAAAUUGCUUUUGAGCUAAAUUGCUUUAUGAAUAAAAUGGUCGAUAACC
Messenger RNA from Carassius gibelio (silver crucian carp), 1387 nucleotides. Its product is annotated as CD209 antigen-like protein 2. Bases 34 to 615 code for a protein of 193 amino acids. Gene Ontology annotation, cellular component: external side of plasma membrane. NCBI's taxonomy places the organism in Eukaryota, Metazoa, Chordata, Actinopteri, Cypriniformes, Cyprinidae. The transcript is spliced from 5 exons. The record is from RefSeq and is a predicted model, not a curated record. Gene Ontology annotation, biological process: biological process involved in interspecies interaction between organisms. Gene Ontology annotation, molecular function: fucose binding; D-mannose binding.